GCACCUCAAUUUACACGGCACUAGCUGAGAAUUUAGGUACAGAAACACGAACCUUGGUUAAGAACAAUAGUAACCCUCUCUUCGUCUUCUUGAAAAUUCCCUAGAACCAGUUACUAAAUCCUACUCUUCUUCAGUGACGGACUAGAUUUCACUCCAUCUCUUUAUCUCUCACUGUAAAAAAUCAAACUAAAGCAACAUCAGCAGAAAUGUUUAGUUUUUUUAAUGGAAAGCUAGCUUCUCCAUACACAUGAAAAUCGCAACUAAUUUCGACACAUUAUCUCAGCAAUCCAAACGAAAGUUAGAUCUGAUAUACUAACUGGAAAAAUACUCGAAAAUGGCGGAAGAUUCUCCUGUCCGUGAGAUUGAAAAUGACAGUGCAGAUAGUUAUGAGGAGGAGGAGGAGGAGGAGGAGGAGGAGGAAGAGGAGGAGGUUGUAAAAGCUUUGGAGGUGGAAGUAAAGCAAAUGGCUAAAUCAAUACUCGAUUACCGUCAAACCCUCCCUGAUCAGUUGAAGAAAUCACUUGCCACUCUCCUUGUUGCACAGAGACCAUCGUUAGUAGAACCUAUUGAAGAGGAUUUUCCUUCUCCGCGUACAUCUCAGACGCUCGUGCCUGGGAUAUUAGGUCCAGCUGGCUCUGCAAACCAAGAUGGCGCAGAGAGUUUGGAGUCAGGUAAAGUAGCAUUACUAGCAGAAGACGAUCCCGAAACUGCAAGGAAGAUAUUGCAGCUUAAAGCCAAGGUUUCUAGCAAUGUUGCUGCUCUGCCCAUAGUUUUAAAGAGAGUGAAUGACUGUAUUUCGAAGAUAGAUAAUCUUGGUACGUAUGAUGCUAACCUUUUUCCUGGUUUUAAAAGGAAAAAGAUGUAAUGGUUCAAUCUGCUUGUGGAAGUUGUUCUUGUGCUUCUCAUUCUCUUGUGAAAUGGUGAUUUAGAUCACCUUUAGUGUAAAAACAUAAGAACGCCAACAUUGUUCUGUUCUGUAUUCGAGUGUUCUUUUUCUAUUCUAACAUGCUCUAGGCAGGAUACAAAGUUGAUGUCGUUGAAAAUCCCAACUCUUGUAUCUUUUGGUCUAUAGAAAGAAGAAAUCAGCUUCCUUA
Papaver somniferum (opium poppy) is the source of this 1094-nucleotide messenger RNA. Its product is annotated as enhancer of translation termination 1-like. The record is from RefSeq and is a predicted model, not a curated record. Lineage: Eukaryota; Viridiplantae; Streptophyta; Magnoliopsida; Ranunculales; Papaveraceae. The transcript is spliced from 3 exons. Bases 335 to 865 code for a protein of 176 amino acids.